UUGUUUACGUUUAUUUUCUAUAGUGUUAUGGCUCCCCAAUUAAUGCCUUACAUUAAGAUAAAUAUUUCACACCUUAGAAAUAAUAAUAGACUCAGAAUUUUGUGAAAAUAUACAUGGAAUAUAAGUGUUGGAUAACAAAGUGUUUAGGAUUUACCGGAGUGUGUGAUUACAAGGAGAUAUGAAGCAUAUUUUUGACUGACAUUAUUGCGAGUUCAAGGCUACAUGAUAUGUGUAUAGACUUAUGUGGUUGUACAACAAAAUGACGAAAAAGACGUUAUAUAAAGCGUUAAUAAUGCAUAUUGAAAGUGUUACGAAGUAUUAAGUAUGUGAAGAUAUGGGUUCUAUGCGAAAAUUGCAAACAGAACAUAAUAGCCAUAUCAAGUUAUGUUUGGAUAAACCAUUCAUUGAUAAUCUCACCGCCAUUCGGAAUUCGUAAACAAGCAUUUGUGUUGAUUAUUGUCAGUUUUGGAUAAAAGUUCGAUUUAUACUGCGUCUAGUAUGAAUGUAUCAUACAAACACCCAUAUCAAACAUGUUUUUGAACAAUUCAAUUGUCGAACUACUUAUUUUAUUGUUCUUGGUCUGUGUAACCCCACGUGCUGGAUCAGUAGUCGAUGUCAAAAAAGUUGAGAUUGAGGGCCGUUACCAGUCUUAUGGAAUUUUAAAACUGUUGGUUCGGGACAGAUUUGUUUACGUCUGCAGCAAAAGUUUCAACAAUGUGGACGCUUCAGUUGUGUGCAGGCAGAACAGUUACCCCGAAGGCGGAUUUGCUAGUGUCUAUCCGAUCGAGCAUUUGCAAAAAGGCAACAAUAUGACCAUACUACCACUAAAGUUUGACUGCUUGGGCAAUGAGUCGAAUCUGUCACAGUGUUACAUCACACAGUUGGAUACUUGUGAGGAGGAGAAGGUGAUAACGAUCAACUGCGAAAUGGCUGUCACUGUGCAGAAAGUGUUCAUGGGCCCAUCUAACAGAUUGCUUGUACUUAUUGAUGGCAAGAAUUCCUCCAUGUGUUUCAAUGAAGACCUGCAUGAGGGCUUGUCGGACAUUGCCUGCAAGCAGCUCGGAUACACUAAUGGUGGCCGAUUUGCGCGAAUGACAGCUGACCCCAAAGAAGAGCUUGUGACCUAUAACUUCGAAUGCCAACCCAGGACCACUCGGCUUGAAGACUGCACCGUCAGGCGGAAUAUGGCUUGCCAACCCAGAUAUAGGGUGACUCUGCUCUGCCAAAGCCCAGUGAACAUCACAGAUGUGCAACUGACAGCCACCAAAGGUAUCCAGUAUGGAGUAGUGCAGGUCCAAGUCAAUCAGGGACAGUACUGGGCCCAUGUGUGCGAUAUGAACGAUGUCUCCAACUUCACCACGGUCAUAUGUCGACAGCUUGGCUUCUCUGAAGGGACCUCCUCAUAUGAUGAUAUGGACUACUGCAGUAACCAGCGUGUGAAGCUGUCCCCAAUCAUGUUUGGUUGCCAGGGAACGGAGUCGAGGCUGGACCAGUGUCUCUCUUACCUUGAAGGGGACUCCUGUCCCAAUGUGCAGGAUGACUUGAAGAACAAGGUUCCCCAUCUGACUGUCACCUGCAGGAAACACGUGUCCAUUCAUGCCGUGAACCUGACGAGGACCUCUGUCAGCAACUAUGGAGUGUUAGAGAUCCAGCUGGAGGCAAAUGGUCCCUUCAUGGCGGUGUGUGACGAUUCCUUCAACAGUAUUGCGGCUGUCGUGGCAUGCAAGCAGCUGGGCUACAAGUAUGGCCAGUAUCAACCAGCAUCUGCCUUAGGGACAACACAACAGGACAUUGUGGGAAUAAAGAUCGAGUGCAGUAGCGAGAAUCUGACCCACCUAAACGAGUGUAUGGUCAAGAAACUGUGGGGCUGCAUCUCCAGGGAAUAUGUGUCCCUGUUCUGUAGCAACGACGUAAUUGAAGAAAAAAGUCUUCAGGUUCGCAUUGAUGGUACAGACCGGUACUUUGGUGGGAUCAGUGUUAAGAAGUACGGAUUCUGGGGCCCUGUCUGUAACAAGGGCUGGACCAACACAGAGGCAAGGUCAGCCUGCCGAGCCCUGGAUUUCAAAGGGGGCGUGUCUUAUUAUGCAUCUGUGGGCUUCAACGAAUCCAACCUACCCAUAGCCGUGGGUCGCUUCAACUGCUCUGGUUCUGAUAGCUUUGCUAAUUGCCAGAAUAGGGGGUUUGGGGCUGACCUUGGCUGCCAGUAUCCAAUCACAAAGUACUCUAGAAGGAAGGUCGCUGGGGUCCUCUGCUUUGAAAAUGAAGCAAACAACAUUGAGUUUCGUCUGUCCGACCGCUGGUAUGGGGCAGUGGAGAUCAAGUAUGAGAACAAGUGGGGGAGAGUGUGCAACAAGAACUUUGAUGAUGUUGACGCCGGGGUCAUGUGUCGCCAGCUAGGCUACGUAGAUGGACGCGUCAGCAACCGAAAGGCCAAAAGCAACGCAGGUACCGUGCGUAUGGACAACAUUAAUUGCACGGGAGAUGAGGCGUCCAUCUUGGAGUGUCAGCAUGAGGGAUACUGGAACCGGAAUGAAAGGGGCAGCGAUUGCUCUGAUGCAGUCGUGCAGUGCAAUACUACCAUAUGCAACAGCAAGGACAUUCGUAACAGUGUUGUCAACCUACAGUACCUCCAGAAUUGCACGGUCAUCGAAGGAAACCUUACCAUCCUUCUCAUCGACUCCAAUUCCAUGGACGACUACAACAAGUACUCUUUCCCAAACCUCGUCGAAAUUACUGAGUUUUUGCUGCUUUUCCGAGCUAAAGGCUUGAAGACCCUUCGUGGCCUAUUCCCGAACUUGGCCGUUAUUAGAGGUGACCAGCUUCUCUAUGGAUAUGCAAUCGUGGCCUUUGAGAUGCCGGAUCUGGAGGAGCUUGGACUUCCAAGCCUCGUGUCGGUACCGCGCGGCGCGGUCAGGCUCACCAAGAACCCGAAUUUGUGCUACAUUGAGACCAUCGACUGGACGCGUAUCGUGAAGCAACACACUGAUAAUUUGUUCAAGCAGAAUAAGAUGCUGUCGGAGUGCGUGGACAAGUGCCAUGAGAGUUGCCCACUGGUGCCUGUGAAUGGGAAAAACCGCCAGCUUUGUUGGGGUAUAGCGCCAAGUGCAUGCCAGAAAACCUGUUCCGUGUGCCCCUCGGGUUUCUGCAAUGGUGAACAGUGCUGCAACAACUACUGCCUGGGCGGAUGCACAGGACCAGAACCUACGCAAUGCACCACUUGCAGGGACGUGAUGGAGCGAAACAGCGAGGGCUUCCCCCAGUGCAAACAGAAAUGUUCCGCAGGCACCUACAUAUACCGCAAGCAUCGCUGUCUGCUGGACCAUGAGUGCCUGAACUUCAAGGACUACAGCACGACCCAGUGUCAGCUGGAGGAGAAUGGUCCCAUGAGGAACUGCCUCAAACUGGUCCCUUUCCCGGACAGAACGACCCCUGGCGAGUGUGCCGCUGACUGCCCGCCAGACUUUGUUGUAGACCCUCUGAAUCCGCAGAAGUGCCAGCAGUGCACUGGACGCUGCCCCAAAGUGUGCGAAAAUGGACGCUACAUAGACACAAUCACCGCAGCCCAGCAGCUCAGGGAGUGUAAUAUCAUUCAAGGUCCGCUGUUCAUCAACUUCCUUAGUGGCAGUAACAUCGGUGAAGAGUUGGAGCGCAGUCUGGCACACAUUCAGGAGGUCACAGACUUUAUCAGUAUCACGCAUUCUGAGGCCCCACUGUCACUGCACUUCUUCAAAAGCCUCUCCAAGAUCAGUGGAAAGAAACUCUAUAGAGACAAGUACAUACUGUACAUCUACGACAACUCCAACCUGCAAGAGUUGUUCCUUGAGGAUGUUGCCGCCAACCUCACCCUGGGCAACGGCACCAUCCACUUCCAGAACAACCACAAGCUCUGUUACAACAAAAUCGCACAGUUUGCCAGAGCAGUUGGCCAGGAAGACAAUCUGGAACCAGGCACUAGGGAAACCAAUGGAGAUGAUGUUCCAUGUGAUAUCAAGAAGCUGGAUUUGACAAUGGCUUUUGCCACGCCCCACAUGGCGUUCCUCCAUUACACCAGGCUGAACACCACAGACGACAGGCAUCUCAUUGGCUACUCAGUCAACUGGAAAAUAGCUGAAUCACAGAACAUUUCCAUCUACAAGAACAGAGAUGCAUGUUCCAAUGAUGUGUGGCAGACAAAGGAGAUCUGUACAGAAAACAAUCCUUGCAGGGAGCUACUCCUGUACAUUACCAACCUACAGCCGUGGACGCAGUAUGCCGCCUACAUCGAGGCCAUCACGGUCACCAAGGCAGUACAGGGGGCUAUCAGCGACAUUCUCUACUUCAGGACCAGCGCAUCGGUGCCCUCAAGCCCAACCAACCUGCAGAUCCAGGCGACACGCCCGGGCGAGCUGGACAUCACCUGGGACCCGCCAAGCCAGGCCCGGGGCAACAUCACACACUACCAGGUGUACUGGACCAUGCGUACCCUCAAUGAGACUACCUAUGAACUUCGGGACUACUGUACACAACCGCUGACUCCAUACAAUGUGAAGCUGGAGGAGGAUGAUGAGAUCGAGGAGGUCAAGGCCACGGGGGCAGGGGGAGAUAACAACACCAAUAACACGGACACGUGCCCCUGCCAGUGUCCAAAAACUGAGGAGGAGAAAGAGGUGGAGAAACGCGAGCGGGAAAUGGACAUCCUCUUCCAAGACUACCUGCAGAACAAGAUCUACAUCAAACGUAUGGAGGAAGAGCCGGAGAAAUGUUUGGACGAUGCCUCCACCACCAUGGCAGCGCGCAGGCGCAGGGAAAGGGCUCCAACAAAACGGUCCAGGCGAUCUGAAACCGAAGACACCCAUUCGACCAAUAAGUACACGUACCAGGACAGCACUGAACCAUCCGUGCUCAACAACUCAGACGAGACAGACAAGAAUGGGAGCGCAGUUGUGGUGAUCGAGGCUGCAGCCACUAGUCCUGAGCCACCCACUGCCUACAUGGCCGUCGUGUACCAGGAACGACGCUUUGUCAUCACAGGGCUAGGGCACUUCCUAGACUAUAAAAUUGAGGUGAUAGCAUGCCAAGCGCGAGAACGCGAGGCUCAGUCGACUCGUGAUAAACCUGAGAUGAAAAUGAAGUGCAGUCAGGAGGCGAUUGGAGUCGGUAGAACCAUGAAAGAUGAGGAGUCGGACUCUCUGAACUCGUCGCUGGUGAACACUACCAUGGUAGCCAAUAACUCCAACGCUGUACACAUCAAAUGGCAGGACCCCGUCAAUCCAAAUGGGCUCAUUGUGACCUAUGAGAUAGAAUACAAGAAAUCAAACAUACAGCAUGUGAAGCCAAACACAAUCUGUAUAACAUAUAAAGUGUAUCGCGACCAGUAUCAGAGAGGCUACACCCUUGAUAAGCUGGACUCCGGCAACUACACAUUUAGAAUACGUGCUACGUCUCUCGCAGGCAAUGGCUCCUGGACUGAAUACAUGUUUUUCACCAUAUCUGCAAAAGAAGACCCACCAACAACAACAGCCACCCUGGUUGGUAUCCUAGUAACGGUGGUCGUAGUGAUUAUCAUCAUCACCAUAGUGGUAGUCUGGCUUGUGGCAAGACACAAGUUUCGUAAAAACAUGAAUGACCCUAUGAAGAUAUCGGCAAACCCAGAUUACUACCCAGAUUAUACAGUGUACAAGCCAGACGAGUGGGAGGUGGACCGUGACAAAGUGAAGCUACUAAAGGAGCUGGGCGCCGGCUCGUUCGGCAUGGUCUAUGAGGGGAUGUACAGGAUAGAGGACGACAGAGAAGAGGUGCGGGUCGCCGUCAAGACAACAAAUGCCAAUAGCACCGACCAUGACCGAUACAACUUCCUCCAGGAGGCCUCCAUCAUGAAAGCGUUCAGGUGCCACCAUGUGGUGCGUCUCAUUGGUGUGGUGUCCAUCAAUCAGCCUGCGCUCGUUCUCAUGGAGCUCAUGCCUCACGGCGACCUCAAGAAGUUCCUGCGCCUGCACCGGCCAGACGAACCUGAGAAUGAGGGUCGUCGGCCGCCCAUGUUGAAGCAGAUCCUGCAGAUGGCAGGAGAGAUUGCUGACGGAAUGGCGUACCUUGCCGACAAAAAAUACGUGCAUCGAGACCUCGCUGCAAGAAACUGUAUGGUUGGAGAGAACCUCACUAUAAAAAUUGCAGACUUUGGUAUGACCCGAGACAUAUAUGAGCGAGAUUACUACAGAAAAGGAACCCGUGGUUUGUUGCCAGUGCGGUGGAUGGCACCUGAAAGUUUAAAGGAUGGUGUCUUCACCAGCAUGACUGAUGUCUGGUCGUAUGGUGUUGUGUUAUGGGAGAUGGCCACCUUGGCAGAACAGCCCUACCAGGGUCUGGCAAAUGAGGAGGUGUUACAGUAUGUGGGCAUUGGCAAAAUCAUGGAGAUGCCUGAGGGGUGUCCACAGCUACUUUAUGACCUUAUGGUGAAAUGUUGGAGGUUCAGACCAAAACAGAGACCUACGUUCAAGGAGAUAAUUGAAAUCUUGUUACCUCACUUGAAUAGGGACUUCCGGGAUGUGUCGUAUUUCUUUAGUGAGGAAAAAGCUCAGUACGACGAAUCAAAACAUGUAACUACCCACAAUGUGGUGACUAAUAAAUGCACAGCAGAUCAAAACAGUGAGAUAGGUGAUGAUGAGGAGGAGGAGGAGCUUAAUGGAUGUCCCUCUAAUGACUAUGUGGACGAGGCUCAGUUGCCCAUGUUGCCAAUGGUGGGGGCGUCCAACGGGCACUCUGUGGAGUUACAGGACAUCUUCAGUGACACCGGGGGUACGUACCCCCACUACAGCAGCUCUCAUAACAAACAGCACGUAGGGUCCGCGGAAAUGUGUGAUUGCACUGCCCCGUUUCCUGACGUGGACGAAGGGGCUGCCGCUCCGCCUCACAUGGAACUGUACAACAGGCGGAGCGUGUGCUCAAGCCCUAAUAGUGCAAUCGGCGGCUCUAGUGAUGGAAGCAAGGACAGCAGUAAAAGUUCAAGUAGUAGUUAUGCUCAUAUGAAUGGACUGAGUUUGGCCAAUGGCCACGUACCUGUGAACUUGCGGACCACGCCUUGCUAGCGCGUCACGCCUUUCUCAUGUUGGUUUCUCAUUGUUUUGCAACAAUGUACUGGCUCAGUACAGCACGGGUUGCAGCGUGUAGCGAGCGGUGGCAGUGGUUUAGAUGAAUGCUAGGACAGGUUGUGCUGUUCACGUGGGAACUUAGCGAGGCCUGGUUGCCUGGUUGGAGUGUGUGUCUAGUGCUUGUGCUGGCUAUGCAAGAAGGGAACAGUAGGUGGGACAGAGGACAGAGGCUGUCAACAUUGUGAUACUUGGACAAUCAGCUUCUACUGUGUGCUGGACCAUCACUUGUGUAUCAGGAGUACAACACUGGUGAUAAUGUUGCUACGCUUUGCCAAGGAAUAACAGCAACGUACAAGAAUGUCUGCUUUAACAUGCAUACAACAUCUGUGUAGUGGAUGCUACUGCAGUUCAAAAUGUGUCAAAUAUUCAUAAGGUUUAAGCAUUUAAAUUUAGGCAUUAAUGUUUUUUGUUGUUGACUGUGAUUUGCCGGAAAUGGUUCUCAAUACCAUUUCUUCAUGCAGUAUCGCUGUGUAACCAUUCAACAUGCAAAUGUUUUUAAGUGCGAUCAUUGGAAUGAGUGACCUGUGGCUCCACAACAUGCAUUAAUCCAAGUAGACUUGUUGGCAUCUAGGACUGAAAGCACACAAGUAGCAUUUCCCUUACCUAAUGACAUUCCUAAAUAGUCAAGUUUGUUUCAGUAAUGUUCUCAUGUGGAGGGGACAUAUUUUGCAAUGAAUAUUGCAUCAUGUCUAGUUAUGUAUUGUACAUAUUAAUUUGUGUCUUGCUCUGAGAAAAAUGGGCAUAAUGCCUGUGCGUUAAGUGUCCUCCCAGAUUAGCCUGUGCAGUCCGCACAGGCUAAUCAGGGACGACACUUUCCGCCUAAACAAGAUUUUCGGUAAGAAGGGACUUCCUUUAAACGAAAAAUACCAUAAAAGCGAAAAGUGUCGUCCCUGAUAAGCCUGUGCGGACUGCACAGGCUAAUCUUGGAAGACACUUUACGCACAUGCAUUAAGCCCAGUUUUCUCAGAAAGCGACACAUUUCACAGCGCCACAUCACAGUUCAACAUUGUCCAAAAAAUCAAAACUUUCAUAAUAUCCCUUCUGUUUUUUUCCCCCAAAAUUAUGGAGUGCUAUCUAGAGAUUUUGCCAGACUAUUAACAUGGCAGGGGGUAGGGAAAAGGUCAGGGUUAGGUCUUAUGUGAAAAAUGGUAGGAUGUUAAAGUUUUCAUAUUAUUAAGUGAUUUAAUGUGUUGUUUUCACUGCACUACUUAUAUUCAAUUAUCAAUUUAGUAUAAACAUAAUGAGGUAUGUUUUGUUAUUAAUAAUGAUUUGAUGUUGAUAUCAAGGAAUACUGCAUGUCAAUCUUUUAAUUGUCAAUAGCCAAUACAAACAAGUUUUGUGUGUCUGUAUGUAUAACAUCAUUGACAGAUGAAAUAGGAACAAAAAGGGUAUACAUAGUUUUUAAGGAUUGGGCCUCAUAUUUUAAGGUGGGGAAUAAAAGUGGACCAGCGGACCCCAACCCCCCACCACUGCCAAUCCAUUUUAGCUAAAUCACUAGUGGUCCGUCCUUCGUUUAAAUGAAGCUGAGGAUAACUGGCUUUGUAUUUAGCCAUAGCGUUCAUCGUCUUGAACUUAAAAUUACAUUUCAGUCAUAAAGCUAUAUACAUGUAUGUCUUUACAAAGUAUUUCCUUCCAAGUUCAUGGGUCACAGAGCUUUUUAUGCCCCCUGUAGGGUGGCAUGUAGCAGUUGAACUGUCUGUCAGUCAGUCUGUCUGUCUUUCAGUCUGUGCGUCCGUUCGAAAACUUUAACAUUGCCCAUAACUUUUGCAAUAUUGAAGAAAGCAACUUGAUAUAUUUGGCAUGCAUGUGUAUCUCAUGGAGCUGCACAUUUUGAGUGGUGAAAGGUCAAGGUCAUCCUUCAAGGUCAAAGGUCAAAUGUAUAGCUUCAGAGCAGGGCAAUAGGGGGCAUUGUGUUUCUGACAAACACAUUUCUUGUUUUCAUUAAAAUUGGGUAAAAACAAUUUAGAAGUACAAUCAUGUGUGCAUGUAUUUGAAUGCAAAAAACAAUUUACACUUGAUUGCAUGACGUGUUUGUUUUCUAGUUGACCUAAUGUUGCAGCUUUAAAAUCAUUUGUUAGCUGUGCAGUAUGUUAAGGCAAAGGGUGAUUAUUUAUGAAUGAUAGAUUUUUGCAUCUUUUUGAAAGCAAUAUUGAGACCCAGUUGGGCAUAUUGAGACCCAGUUGAGCAUAUUGAGACCCAGUUGGGCAUAUGGGUAUUAGUCACUCUCUGGGAAAACAGGGCUUAAUACAUCUUUGUUAGAGUAGUCCCAGACUAGCCUGUGCAGUCUGCACUGGCCAAUCAGCGAAGACGUUCUCCACCUAAAUUGGAUUUUUGAUAAGAAAAAAAAUUACUGUAAGAGCAAAAACUGACGUCCUUGCUUAGCCUGUGUAGAUGGCACAGGCUUAUGUGGGGCCAUACUUUAGGCUCAAACAUUGAACCCUGAGGCUGUUUUCCCAUAGCGAGGUUCAUACACAUGUAUGUAUCCAUAGUUAAUUAAAGGAAUAAAAGAGGAACAGCACUGGAACACCAAAGAGUUUCUUACUUAAGCAACAUUAUUGUAAUGUUAACUUAAUGCAUAUAAUUUUUUUUAUAGAUAAACACAACUGUAAUUAUUAACUAUGAGGUUUCUGUCAUUGGAUUCCUUGGCAACAACCUAAAUUAUAUGAUAGAAACAAACUUGCAUUUGAUGGAUGCCAUUGGAUGGUUGUCCUUAUUAUUAAGAAUCACAUGCAUGUAUGUGUUAAUUUAGGUUAUAUUAUACAACAGUAUAAUGCUGCUAUUCAAAUGUUCAGAAACAGGUUUGUUUUAUUGUGUGAAAUUUCAUGUGAAAAUACAGAAUAUGUUCUAUUUAUUUAUUGUUCCUAAAUCGUGUGUACUAUGUGAUUACCUCUCCGUAUAGAAUGACAUAUUGUAGAUUGCCCAGACUGUGAUAACACAUAUAUAUUCUUGUAAAUAGCUUUGUUUUAUGUUGCCAAACCACACCUACUGUCUUGAUGCUUGUAUUAUUUCAUAUGCAAUGUGGAUUCUGCUACAUCUUUCUUUUGUUUUCAUGUAAGACUUGCGGACACGUGUGCGUGUCUGUCUUUGUGAUUUAUAUGGUUUAGUGGUCGAAGUGACCAUGAACAUUGACAACAACAGUAUAGCAACUUAAACAAAUGACCUCUCUUAAAUCUGUUAGUAUACCUCAUAGAUUUAUGACCUCUCUUAAAUCUGUAUGUAUACCUCAUAGAUUUAUAUAAUAUAUAAACAUUUUUAUAUCCAUCAUUAAAUUAUUCAGGUUGAUAUUUAAUGAUUUAGCAAUCAAGGGGACCUCCAAAGUUGAUUUUAAUCUUUUUGAAUCUCUCAAUUUAGUUUUAUGAUUAAAGUAUGCCUUUGUUAUGCUGUGUUAAAGUACAACCACAGGUCUAUCCAUGUAAUCAUGAAGCAUCCUAGCAUUUUUCUUAUUGUUGUUGUUUUUUUAAUAAAUAUUUUAAGCAUUUGCAUAAAAAUGUUGUUGUUUAAAAUAUAUGGAAGUAUUUAAGACUUUGUAUUUGAAAAAUGUUUUUUUUUUAUUAACUGAUUUUAUAAUGUGCUGAUACUGUCAGUUGUACAUGUAUUAUAUCCCCUGAUACAUUGUAAAGGGGGUGGAUUAACACGUACAGGAAUCGCUAUGGACGUUUGUCUGUCUCUCUGUGGACCCAAACUUGUCCAAUCUUUCACAAUAUUCAACAUAUCUCAUUAACUUAAACAGGUAUUAGCUUGAUACGUUACAUGUAUAUUUCAUUGGGGUUAAGUGCAGCACGCACUAACUGUUUCUUUUGCUUUCAUAUUUUUAGAAUGGUUGUAAUUGUGUGUUCUUAAAUUUAAAGCAUAUCGCAAAAACUAAGAGGUAUCAACUUGAAACUUUGUAAGAAUGUAUAUAUUAUGGAGGCAAUUUUAUGUUCACAAGUGCUACAACUCUUGGUUCCGUAUUUUUACAGUUAUUGCCCUACAUCAGUUUAUAUUGUUGAGCUAUUGUGGUCAUUCUAUGUCCAGCUGUCAUGUGUCAUCAAUUUUAAGCUUGUUACCACUCUAGAAGCCAUUUCAUGCAAUCUUGUUGAAACUUGGUCAGAAUGUUUGUCUUGACAAUAUCUAUUCAAAUCUGGGUCAGGUGCAUUCACACCUAGGUCAUCCUCAGUGUUACCUCUUUAGGGGCCAUCUUGGUCAGAGGGUAUCUUGACAAUAUCUGGGUCACAUGCAUCAAAUAAUAAGGUCACUAGAACAAAAAAAUCAACAUUUAUGACUCAAGAUUGCAAAAACUUGGUUGGAAUGUUUAUUUUGUCAAAGUUUGAAUCUGGAUUAAUGCAUCUGAAAACUAUGUCACCAUGUCCAAUAAAAAAACAACCAUUCUAGAGGCAACAUUUCUGCCUUAAUUUUAAGCAAAAAUGGUGAAUGCAUUUCUUGAAAAGAUUUAGCCAUGUUUGAAUCUUUGUCUAGUGGGGUCAGAAACUAGGUCACUAUGUAAGUCCUCAAAAUUUGUUGGUGUCUGUGAACUCAGGUGAGCCAUCAUGGUCCUCUUAGAAUGCCUAAAUUUUGUUGAAAGCUUAACUCUUUCAGCGCUGAAACAGAAAUUUAAAGGCCUUUGCAAACAGUUUGGAUCCAGAUGAGAUGCCACAGAAUGCGGCAUCUCAUCAGGAUCCAAACUGUUUGCUAUUCUGAUAGUAUUCUUUGAAAAAAAAUCAAAGAAAAUGCUAAUUUUAGAAAUUCAGCAGUCAGCAGAAGACAUUUUAGCAGACGACAAAUUUCCCAGCAUGCAAAGGGUUAACUUGAAAAUCAUAAGAGGUAUCAUCUCUGAACUUAUAUUUGUUAAAAGGUUAUUAGGGGAGGUGCAUUGCCUACCUUCUGCUUUCAUAAUAUCACAGUUAUCAACCAAGUGAACAUUCAUGAUGACAUUUUGUACAGGGCAUAUCUUUACUAUAAUACGAGGUAUCAAGAAGAAACGUCAUGCCCACUUACAAAAGUGGCAUGUGGGGGUAUUUCUGACACGGCAUUGGCAGUUCUAGUAUUAAUGUUUUUAAAUUUAGUAAUUGUUAAUUUAUCUGCAGUUUAUCAUGCCAUACAUAUUAUAAAAUCAUAUUAAGAAAGAAGUUUUUGAAGGCCAUGAAUAUGGCAACACAAAUCUCUUGUCAUUCUGGUUUGUUAACCCUUUCAGUGCGGGAACUUAAUUUUGAAGGCCUUUGCAAACAGUUUGGAUCCAGAUGAGACGCCACAGAACGUGGCGUCUCAUCAGGAUCCAAACUGUUUGCUAUUCUGAUAGUAUUCUUUGAAAAAAAAAUCAAAGAAAAUGCUAAUUUUAGAAAUUCAGCAGACGACAUUUUAGCAGACGACAAAUUUCCCAGCAUGCAAAGGGUUAAAUGUGGAGAUGAUUACCUGAUUUGCCUUAGGUAUGUUUGCCUGUUCCUAGUUUAUUUCUUCUCUGACUACUAGGAUGUAUUUUGAAUGUAGAAGUGCUGGUUUCAAGUACAAUAGUCAGCAGUGGGGUUGUAAUAAAUGAUACUUUAACUCUGGGAAGAUUAAACAGUGAUUUAUUCAAAUGUAAUAAAGUUAAAAUCUAUGUUUUUAUUGUUUAAAUAACGUUUUUAUUGUUUAAAUAAUUGAGUAUAAAUUUGAUGUUAUAAUAGAAUUUUGUUAUGUAGUGCACACUGGUUUAAAUUUGUAACCUGUACUUAACUUGUUUCAAUGCAUUUCUUGCUCACAGUUAUGGCUAGCUUUUGCGAUUGCCUUUAGUCCGUAUUUUGGUAACAACAUUUACCUUGUCAACACUCUAGAGGCCGCAUUUAUUGUUCAGAUCUAUUAAAUAGACACCAAGAGGCAGGGUAUCGGAUUUUCAAUUUAUGGAAAUUUUUAAAGUUUUGAACACUCCUGAAACUUGCUCUUUUAAAUUUGUUUCUGAUGAAUUAUUUGCCAUGUUUGAAAAAUAAGUUGGUCCUUUGCUAAAGAUUGCUGUAAGGGUGCAGUUUUCCCUUACAUGUCUUUAUUAAAAUCUUUUUAACUCCACCAGCGCAAAAUAAAUUAACCUUCUUUGUUCUCAGGUGAGCUCUGUAGGACCCAUCGCCCUCUUGUUAUAUGAAGUAUAGUAGAUAUGGACAAGUAUUAUUAAUCAGAAACAUCUUUUAUGUCCAUGUCAAUUUACAACUUACCAGUCCCGUAUUGAGUAUCAAAUGUCCAUUUGCUAUUUCAUACUUGCUCUGAAUCUCAACGAGAAAUGCUAAUUUUCAUAACAUGGUCUUAUUUAUUGGUAGAUUUACUUCGUUCACAUACAAUCGAUGUCUUCAUAUUACCUGGUUUGUACGAAGAUUUGUUAAUUCUGGUGUUUCCAAGUGAUUUUUUCAGGUGACAAUUCAUCAUGAUCAUAUCAGGAGGUCUUGAUACAAUAUUGUGUGAGGUACACACAGAAGAUUAUCGCAUUUAACAAUACUGUUCAAGUAAUAUUGUUCAAUAUUUAAUAAUUGUAGAUUUUCUCAGCUAAUACAGCUUACGUGGUGUCCACAAUGUUAUACUCCAAUGAAUACAAUUUCUUUGAAUUAAGCAUCUCUCUAACAUCCAGUAUUAUCACGUUUGACAACAAAGCAUCUGAGGAAGUGGUACUUUUGUGGUAUCACAUUUCCAAGCUUGUAUUGAUGCAGGUAAUAUCAAUCCAUAAUAUUUUUUAACCAAAAAAGGAAAUCAAUAAAUUAAAACUAUUUUGAUGUGUUAUUCUAAAACAAACUAUUGAUUAACUUGCAAAUCUUUCAAAUAGUACAUAUUUAAUGACAGUGGUUGUGAACACAAUAUUGACCCGUUUCCUGAUUCUGUAUUUUUGCAUUGACAGGUUUAUAUAUUUACAAUGAUUAUCAUGAGAUAAUUUGCCAUAAUUGAACAUUUCAGUAAAAUGAGGGUUGUGAUAAGGAAUUAUUAUUUUCUAUUCAUGGGUUUGUCAAGUUUAAUUGGUGGUUUUGAUGUUUGCAUAACAUUAAUAAACAUUUGUGUCGUUGCUAGACUAGUUUGUGAAAAUUAAAAUAAUCAUCAAUUGCUAAAAUGUUGAUGUUACCAGAAGAAUAAUUUUCUGAUUUCUUUUUCAUUUAAUAAAUUUUCAUACAAUAAGGAUAAAUAAGCAAACAUUUUAUUGUCCCCUACCGGUUUCACCGGAGGGGACUUAUGGUUUGCGCUUUGUGCGUCUGUCUGUCUGUCACACUUUUCUGGAUCCUGCGAUAACUUUAAAAGUUCUUAAUAUUUUUUCAUGAAACUUGCAACAUGGAUAGAUGGCAAUAUGGACAUUAUGCACAUCAUUUCAUUUUGUUCCUAAGUCAAAAAUUGUGGUUGCUAUGGCAACCCCCCAAAAAAAAUAGGUGGAAUUUCUGACACUGGAGCGGGUAGGGGACAAUAGCCUUGUUAUGAAAUUACUUGAAAUCAAAGAUGAAUAACUUAAAUUUCAUGUACUUAACAAAAAGCUUUUUUGACCCUUGUAUUUUUCAAGUAUGACUUUGGUAUCUGAUAGGAUGAAUCAUGCAGACUGAUAAUUAGUUAAACGUUUACAGUUGUAUCAUGAGGCAAAUGUGAUGUUGUUACAGGUAUUACUGAAAAUUGCUAGCAAUAUUGUUCAAAUUUAAGUUACUUUACAAAGAAUGUACUUCUGCAUCUCAAUUUACCCAAGAACUAUUCUUAUAGCAGGAUUUAAAGUGUCAUUUGUUAUGACCAUUUGUACAUGGAUGUAUGUUAAAUGAUUUAAAUAUGUACUUGUUUUUCAUGUCCGAGGUAGAGAGAACAAAUGUAACAUGUGAAAUAAUAAGCAACAAAAUCUUGGCUUUGUUCCAUUUGUUUUCUCAGUCUUGAUAUUUUCUGGUCACUUAAAAUUAUGAAUUCAUAUCAUCAUUGUAAAUAUCUCCUAAAUUACUUGUGUAAACAAUUGCUGAUCUAUUUAUUAAACUAUAUUAAAUGUAAA
This is a messenger RNA of Dreissena polymorpha, 15063 nucleotides long. Its product is annotated as insulin-like peptide receptor. The transcript is spliced from 35 exons. Lineage: Eukaryota; Metazoa; Mollusca; Bivalvia; Myida; Dreissenidae. Gene Ontology annotation, molecular function: ATP binding; transmembrane receptor protein tyrosine kinase activity; protein binding. Bases 531 to 7061 code for a protein of 2176 amino acids. The record is from RefSeq and is a predicted model, not a curated record. Gene Ontology annotation, biological process: multicellular organism development; protein phosphorylation; cell surface receptor protein tyrosine kinase signaling pathway. Gene Ontology annotation, cellular component: membrane; signaling receptor complex.